AUGGCCCCAGUUAAGUCCCAAGAAUCUAUCAACCAGAAGUUGGCCUUGGUCAUCAAGUCUGGUAAGUACACCCUAGGUUACAAGUCUACCGUCAAGGCUUUGAGACAGGGUAAGUCCAAGUUGGUCAUCAUCGCUGCCAACACCCCAGUCUUGAGAAAGUCUGAGUUGGAGUACUACGCCAUGUUGUCCAAGACCAAGGUCUACUACUUCCAGGGUGGCAACAACGAGUUGGGUACCGCUGUCGGUAAGUUGUUCAGAGUCGGUGUCGUUACCAUUUUGGACGCCGGUGACUCCGACAUCUUGACUACUUUGGCUUAA
Lachancea thermotolerans CBS 6340 is the source of this 318-nucleotide messenger RNA. It is a transcript of the gene RPL30, whose product is annotated as 60S ribosomal protein eL30. The transcript is spliced from 2 exons. NCBI's taxonomy places the organism in Eukaryota, Fungi, Ascomycota, Saccharomycetes, Saccharomycetales, Saccharomycetaceae. The record is from RefSeq and is a predicted model, not a curated record. Bases 1 to 318 code for a protein of 105 amino acids. Gene Ontology annotation, molecular function: RNA binding; structural constituent of ribosome. Gene Ontology annotation, cellular component: cytosolic large ribosomal subunit.